CAGUGCAGACGUGCUGCAAAUAAAAUAUUAAUGUGAAAACAAAAGAAAAAUAUUUUUCUAUUACUGGCGCCCAACGUGGGGCAAUCCAUCAACAAAGGACAUCAGCCACCAUCAUCCAAAAACCAAUGAUAAGGACAUCAGCCACUAACAUCCAAAACCAAUGAUGAAGGACAUCAGCCACCACUAUCCAAAAACCAAUGAUAAGGACAUCAGCCACCAAUGAUGAUGUAAGUUGAGAGACUCAAAACCAUUUUAAUUUUUUUUUUCUUUUAUUUGUAAUAUUGUGGUUGAAAGUUGGCAAUUGAAAUGUAUUUAGUGGAUUUAAAAUUUAACAAUUAAAUUGAAGUGAAUAAAAUCUCUAGUGGAUUUAAAAUUUAAUAUUUUAAUUGAAAUGAAUAAAAUCUCUAGUGGAUUUAAAAUUUAAUAUUUUAAUUGAAUUUAACAAAUUUCAAAUUUGAAAUUUUAAUUGAAGUGAAUAAAAUCUCUAGUGGAUUUAAAUUUGAAUAUCUGUGUGCCCGGUAUAUGAACGUGACGACACCACAACUUACUGAAUUAAUUUCUAGCUUUGAAAAUAUCAAGUUAGCAGAAAAUUUUAAAAUUAACGAAUCCCAGUUAUCACAAGUACUAAGCGCGGCUGUAUCUGCAGCUUAAGGGUUACAGAGAAGGGAAUUCGAGAAGCUUAGGGCUAUGCAGGAUCAACUCGUGAAUAUGACAGAGAAAACAAUAGUCGAAAGAUAUGAAAGGAUUCAGAUAGUACCAGGACGAAUAUGUGAGGAGGUUUUAGAUGUAGUAAAGGCAUUACCCGAAUUUCCUGGACAGCCUGAAUGUUAUGUGUCUUGGCGCGAAGCGGCGCAUAACGCGUAUGAAAUAUUCAAAGGCUUUGAAGGUAGCUCUCGAUAUUACCAAGCCGUUACUGUUAUACGAAACAAAAUUCGCGGUGCUGCCGAUGCACUCCUGUCUUCAUUUAGUACAGUACUGAAUUUUGCCGCCAUUAUAGCGCGUCUGGACUUCACAUACUCUGCUAAGAGACCAAUAUACCUAGUAGAACAAGAGUUAUCCACUCUUAAGCAGGGCUGUUCUACUGUUUUAGAAUUUUACGACAAGGUAGAGAAAAAGUUAUCGUCACUCGCCAAUAAGACGAAAAUGUCCUAUGAAGCGAAUAUUGCAGAAGCUAUAAAUCAAAAGUAUCGAGAAAAUGUUUUAAGGGUUUUUAUUUCUGGGCUCAGGAAGCCGUUAUGUGAUAUACUUUUUGCAUCAAAACCCGGCAAUCUGCCAUCGGCAUUGGCCCUCGCUCAAGAGGUGAAUGCAAAUCACGAAAGAUACAUUUUCGCAGCCAGUUUUGCAAAUAGGUCAACUGAAGUCACGAAGAAAUCGGAAAACAUCCAAAGUGGGGGCAGGGACAACAAUAAUCAUAACUCAUACUAUUGGGCAAACGCUGAAGGCCAGAAAAACACUCAUUUUAUGAGGCAAUAUAGGAAUAAUCGACAACCAAAUUUUAAUCAGUAUCAAAAGCGGGAGAAUCGAAAUUUAAAACCGCAGCAGGAACCGAUGGAUGAAGACCCCUCGUCAUCACGCCUACGACAAGUUACUAAUUUCACAGGAAACCGAAACGGACAACAAAAACGGCAGGCGUCCUCCGACCGGCGUACAGGACCCAAACUUCAAAGAGUAAAUAAUUUUAACGAAAAUGAAGAUAAGGAUUCUUUCCCUGAAACGUACGAAAAACUGGCGGCUUCAGUUGUCGAAGAUUUAGAAUUAGAAGAAAUACAUUUUUUAGGGGAAGAUCCCUCCUUAAAAGAAGACAUUACAGAAUAUGACUCUGGUAUGGAAACAAUUAAAUUUCACAAGAGUCCAAAUGUUAGUCAGCUCCAGCUGCAAACCGAGUCAGUCCCGGUGAGCAUGAAGGAUGAUUUCCACGCUAUGAUCAAGCGUGUUUCUGGGGUUUUUGCAGAGCCGAAUGAAAAAUUGCCUUAUAACACAAAUAUUGUGACUACAAUUCGCACCAGGGAUAAUGAACCUAUUUAAGCAAAGUUCUAUCCAUAUCCCCUGGGAGUGGCCGAUUUUGUAAAGAAGGAACUUGCAGACUUCCUUAAAAAAGGCAUUAUACAACUUUCACGAUCACCUUAUAACAAUCCCAUUAGGGUAGUGGACAAAAAGGGCCUCGAAGAAAACGGGGUAAAAAAGAAAAAUAUAAUAAUUGAUUUCCGUAAACGAAAAACGAUUGAAGACUCAUACCCCAUCCCAAAUUUAGGGGUAAUACUAUCAAACUUGGGCAAAGCCCAACUCUUUACAACCCUGGAUUUGAAGUCGGGGUUUCAUCAAAUCGAACUCACUGAGCUAGAUUGCGAAAAACCCGCAUUCUCAGUGUGUAAUGGCAAAUUCGAAUUCUGCCGAUUUCCUUUUGGAUUAAAGAAUGCUCCUGGAGUUUUUCACUGGGCAAUUGAUGAUGUUCUUAGAGAACAUAUUGGCAAGUACUGCUUUGCUUAUAUUGAUGAUGUGAUAAUUUUGUCACAUGGAAAAGAAGACCAUUUAAAAAAUGUAAAAGCUAUUUUGAAGAGCUUGCUUGAAGCGAACAAGGGAGUUUCCAUAGCAAAAUCUAAAUUUUUCAAAACGAAACCCGAGUAUCUUGGAUUUCAAAUAUCCAAAGGAGGAAUAAAAACAUGUCCUCAAAAAAUUGGAGCAAUUCAAAAAUUUCCACAACCAACAACAUUAAGAGGGGUUUCAUCUGUCCUAGGGAUGACAGGCUAUUAUAGAUGUUUCAUCCGUGACUAUGCAAAAAUUGCAAAACCUCCUGAAGCCAAGGAUAAAGUAGAAAAGGCUCAGGAAGAAAUAUUAAAAACUCAUAACAAAAAUAGAGUAGUAAGAAAAUUUGCAGUAGGGGAAAUAGUUCAUAUUAAGUAUAGUUCAGAAUACUUACCGAUUACGGAUGGCGACGUGGUUUUAUGGGACUCCUACGGUUACAUUAGACAUACGACAAAUUUGAUGGUUUAUGCGGGAUUAACAUCUGACACUCGUUCUGCAUUACGCCUUUAUCCACGUAGUCAUAUGACGAAACUGAUGAUAGCAGAUUUAGAAUAGACAAACUCCUUCGGAAAAUAAUGGGACCCACAAGACACCGACGCAACUUGAACAUUUUAGGAAGUGCUCUCAAGAUUGUAGCUGGUACACAAGACUUCGACGACUUUCAAAAGGUGACGAUUGAACUUGACAAACUUAAGGAUAAUAACAACCGACAAAUAGAAAUAAACCCAAAAUUCCUGGAACAAGUUACCGAACUAACUAACACAGUAAAUGAGAUUUUAAAAAUAGAAAAACUGAAAGAAAUAGAUACCGGGCACCUUUACGAAAUCCUUUUGGCCAGAAAUAGGGCUGUCAUUACAGUCCUGGACAAUAUUAUACUUUCAAUUGCUCUAGCUCAACUAGGGUUACUGAACCCAAUUAUUUUUGGUAAUAAUGAGAUAAAUUCUAUAUUGAAUAAUGAGUCUCUCAACAAUCUAACAAUAACAGAUUUACUUUUAGUUUCUAGGUUUAAAGUCUAUCAUAAUGACAACCUUUUUAAUUUCUUAGUUAAGUACCCUAGACCUAAGUUUAUUUGUAAAAGGAAAAUUAUUUUACCAGUAGCGCAUAAUAACCAAAUGCUAUCACUACGAAACAACGCUGCGGCAGUCUGUGGUAAAAACAUCUAUUCCUUGAACGAACUGUCAUGAGAUUUUGCAGAAAAUCUAACAUCUCGACUUGCGCUCAACAACUAGUAACCAGCACUACAGCUCACUGUAAAACAACAAUGGGUGAACUAGAUCCCCUACAGGAGAUUGAUGACGGAAUGGUUGUGAUAAACGAUCGUGCAGCUUUGAUAACAUCUGACAAUGAAGGACGAGGACGUCCCUCACUUAGGAGGGGAAGAGUUAUCACGAGAAACACAGCUGGGUUUUGUAUUACCCGAAACUGUUGCGAGUGGCCUGACACAGCAGAUUCCACGCAACAAGUAGCGGUCGGUAAACAAAAUAAUCAAAUUACAAAAGUUGCGAGUGCAACAAACCAGCACUUCUGCAUUCUCACGUCUGCAGUUGUAAUUUGAUACAACUGACUGUUUAGCGACUGCACUGCCAUCAGCAGCGUUUGGAUAGCUUGCAGGGUAGGCUAAGUAAUGAUAAUUUUGUAUUUCUAGAAUUAGAAUAUUACAGAGUUCUCAGCAGUGCAGACGUGCUGCAAAUAAAAUAUUAAUGUGAAAACAAAAGAAAAAUAUUUUUCUAUUACUUGUAUAAGUGCGUUAGAUGCAUUAAUCUAAAGAGCUGUAAAAUAUUCUCUAUGCGUUGGUAUCUGAAGAAUACCAUAACAAUAAAAUACAUAUUUACACGUGAGUAUGUACACUAAGCAUACACACAUAUACAUAAGUACCUAGUUAAGAGAUUAUAAUUAAGAAAAGUAUUGACGAAAUAAAUUUGAAUAAAGAAAAUCAGAGUCAAACGUGAACUCUCACGGUUCGGAUUAAAAAAAAGUGUUUUGCUGUACAUUUGGUCCUUCGAGCCGGAUUUAGCGCUCAGCCAAAGGAAAAGUCCUGCUAUUAGAAAAUACAGGCUACAACUAUUAAGAAUUUGGGAGUACUAUAAGCCUCUAAGAAGAAAAAGAGCAUUACUUUGCAAAAUAAAGAUAAAUGUAAGCCGGAAUAGCAAAGGUUAUCUGUAUUUAUAGUAGUACAUAUAUAUACAAUAUAUAUGUAUAUACAUAUAUGUACAUACUUUUCGUAAAAGUAAAAGUGAAAAAGUAUGUAAAUAAUUAACAAAUGAACCAAAAACCACAAAAAAAGAAGCAAAUAUGGACAAUUUGGUAAGACGACAACAGGAGUUUGGAGAUCUUGCUGCACUACAAGCCAUCAAUACAUAUG
Molecule: messenger RNA, 4885 nt
Organism: Zeugodacus cucurbitae (melon fly)
Lineage: Eukaryota; Metazoa; Arthropoda; Insecta; Diptera; Tephritidae
Source: RefSeq, a predicted model, not a curated record